Miscanthus lutarioriparius is the source of this 561-nucleotide messenger RNA. The record is from the annotation of a GenBank genome assembly. Lineage: Eukaryota; Viridiplantae; Streptophyta; Magnoliopsida; Poales; Poaceae.
AUGCCGGAGCGGAGUCCCAUGGCGAGUUCCUCGAGCUGGAGUCCCAGAGCUCGCUUCUCCGGCACCGCAGUGCUCGGCAUUGCGCUGCUCGUCCUCCUCGCCGGCUGCGCGGCCAAUGCCAGCGCGUACUACCCCGGCGGCGGCGGGGACAUGCGGUACCAGUUCCUGGCGCAGCAGAACGCGGCGCGCGCGUCGAUGGGCCUGCCGCCCCUGGUCUGGGACGAGCGCGUGGCGUCCUACGCGCGGUGGUACGCGCAGUCCCGGCGCGGGGAUUGCGCGCUGGUGCACUCGUCGGGGCCCUACGGCGAGAACCUCUUCUGGGGCAGCGGCACCGGGUGGGCGCCGGCGCAGGCCGUGGGCGCGUGGCUCUCGGAGCGGCCCCGCUACGACUACUGGAGCAACAGCUGCUACGGCGGCAUGUGCGGGCACUACACCCAGAUCAUGUGGCGGAGCACCCGCCGCGUCGGCUGCGCCGAGGUCACAUGCUACAACGGCAGGGGCACCUUCAUCACCUGCAACUAUGACCCGCCGGGCAACUACGUCGGCGUGCGCCCCUACUGA